Messenger RNA from Leptopilina heterotoma, 2425 nucleotides. Its product is annotated as lachesin-like. Lineage: Eukaryota; Metazoa; Arthropoda; Insecta; Hymenoptera; Figitidae. The transcript is spliced from 8 exons. Bases 18 to 1205 code for a protein of 395 amino acids. Gene Ontology annotation, cellular component: neuron projection. The record is from RefSeq and is a predicted model, not a curated record.
GCGUCGUCGAUACCGCAAUGCUCUUGCUCGCGCUCACAGUGUGUUCCUUUGCUACCAUGAUUUUCGGGCUGAAUGAUCCUUCGAUAGACUUGCCGAGAUUUGGAAAGCCCUUGAACAACCUUACUGUGUCUGUCGGUCGUGAAGCCAUCUUUGAGUGUAUAGUCGAAAACUUGGGACCUUACAAGGUGGCAUGGCUACGAGUUGACACGCAAACGAUUUUGACCAUAGCUAGUCAUGUUAUCACGAAAAAUCAUCGAAUCGCUGUGACGCACUCAGGACACCGCACAUGGUCUUUGCACAUAAAAGAGACAAAAGAGACUGACAGGGGUUGGUACAUGUGUCAGGUGAACACUGAUCCAAUGUCGAGCAUAACAGGUUUCCUGGAAGUUGUCGUGCCUCCGGAUAUCCUGGAUUAUCCCACAAGCACGGAUAUGGUUGUACGAGAAAAUAGCAACGUGACGCUUCGAUGUGCUGCCAAAGGAAUCCCUGAACCAACUGUCACGUGGCGCCGUGAAACAGGUGGUACCAUCACUUUGUCCAACUCACAAGAAGUGGCAAGCAUCGAAGGACCAGAACUGGAAAUAACACGUGUCACUCGUCUACAUAUGGGACCGUAUCUUUGUAUUGCUUCGAAUGGAGUGCCACCAACAGUCAGCAAGCGAAUUGUUCUCAUUGUUCACUUUCCUCCAAUGGUUUUUAUUGAAAAUCAGUUAGUGGGAGCUUACGAAGGACAAACACUUAUUCUCGAAUGUCACAGUGAAGCUUUUCCUAAACCCAUCACUUAUUGGACAAAACCAACUAAUGAUACUCUCGUGACCGAUGGUAAUUACAAAAUUGAAACCUUCCCCUCUGGUUACGAGGUUGUGAUGAAGUUAACCAUUUUAUCCAUGCGUGCUCAAGAUUUUGGAUCUUUUAAAUGUAUUUCCACGAAUUCUCUUGGCGAAACCGAUGGUAAAAUUAAACUAUACAAAAUAGCGAAACCUGCAACUAGACGACCAAAUUCAAGAAGAGAUUCGAAGAAAUCGUGGAAAGUGGAUUACGGUCAUGAAAAGCAUUCGGCGGGAAUAAAGGAUUUAGCAGCAUUAACCGAAGAAGAUACCAGUGAGGAGACGAAUGACUUCCCAUCAGCGACUGCCUCAUCCAAUUACUUCAAUCUUGCAAAAUCAACAAUCGCCGCAAUUAUGCUUUUAAGAUUGUCGUCGUAGACACGAUAUCUUGAAAUUUUGUUUAAAAAAAGAAUCUUUCACGAUUGCCAUGAAAUUAAUUUAGUUAUUUGUAUCAUUCCGCAUUGAAUUCAUGGAUGAAAUGAUUCUAACGAAUCUAGGAUUUUAAGUUAAUUUCAUCGAUACUUUAUCCUUGAAGAUAACUUCAAUUAUUUGAAUUCUCUUGAAAACUUUCGUACACUAUCCGAAAGAUACAUCAAAAAGAGCUUAUAGUUAGUGAAUCUCCACUUUAGAAACUUUUGUUCAAUUUAAUUUUAAGUGGAAACUUGUAAAAUAAGUUUUAACGAUAUUUGAUGAUUUGAAAAUUGAUAUUUUCGUCACGGAAUUGAUGGUAACAAUUGUUAGAAAACUUAAAAGCAUUCUUUUCUACUACAUAGAAACUUUGUUAAAAAAAAUAAAUUCACAAAUGUUUUAUUGUAAAAAAGAAAAUAAAUAAAAAAAAACGCGAUCCAUCAAUUUUGGUUCAUACUUAAGAAAAUAUCAAAUCGCUUUCAUUUGAAAUUCGCCAAUCUUCUGAUAUAUUUAGAGAAUCGUUUUCUACUGACACAUUUGUCUUCCACGUCACGUGUUGCAUUUCAGCAAAAUGUUCGAACAUUGCGUUCUCUUAUGCUUUCAAUUUUUCAACGGCAAUUCGUCUCUCCACUGUCUCUUUAGAAAUAUCUUGAAAGAACAAGACAGAAAUGAAAAAGGCAGGAAAAUUCGUUCUAAAAUAUCGUGUUGUAAAAUGAUUGAGGGAAACGUUUUAGGAAUGAUUUCUAUUUUACUUAUAACAAAAUAAAUGUAACGUAAAGAAGAAUGAGAGGAAAUAUUUUUCGAUUGAUGGGCAAAAAAAUAUUUAUGAAAUAUAUUUUGGGGGGUAUGUGAAUGAACAAAUGUAAUUUGAAUUAAGAAGAUGGUUUUCAUUUACAUUUAGUUGAAAUGUUGACAAAUUGUUUACUUUGUAAGUAAGUUAAGAUUUGACUUUAUAAUUUUCAAUGUGAAAAUGUUAUUAAGUUUAUCAAUAAUGUAAAUAUUUAAAUGCCUGAUGUGUUGAAAUUGAAAUAUUAUUGUAAUUGUACAUAGAGCAGUAAAAAUUGUAUAUUUCAAUAGUAUAAGUCUCAGGGAGGUUGUAAAUACGUGUGUUAUAUAUUAAGAACGAUUCUUUGAUUUUUUUAAAUGUAAAUACGUUGAACGAUGUCAAAUAGAUCAUAAAUGUUAGUUAA